Molecule: messenger RNA, 792 nt
Organism: Microthlaspi erraticum
Lineage: Eukaryota; Viridiplantae; Streptophyta; Magnoliopsida; Brassicales; Brassicaceae
Source: the annotation of a GenBank genome assembly
AUGCUUGUUCUCCGCGCUCCCACCGGACCUGUCUCCGCCGUCAGAUUCAUCACCAAACCCAAUCCUCGUAGCUCUUCCUCUUCUUCUUCCGAUCCAUGGCUCGGCCUCGUCCCCGCCGCGAACUCGAACACUCGCCGCCGGCGACGCGUCGUCCUCACUCUCUCUAACUCCGACUCAAACGGAAGCGUCAAAUCGUCCACGACCUCUACCUCAGCUCCUCCUCAAAUCCCAUCGACGGGAGACGACACGGUCUUCGUUGGUCAAGAGAACGUUCCUCUCGAAGGCGUUAUUCAAUUCGAUAAACCAAAAUCAAAUGCUUCAAUUAAGAAAUGGGGACGUGUGGCGUUACUUGCUGGUGGGGAUGUAUUGGCUUUGCUUAUCUUCUCUGCGAUUGGGAGAUUCAGCCAUGGAUUCCCUGUGUUUAGCUUCGAUACACUCCACACAGCUGAUCCUUUCAUUGCCGGAUGGUUUUUGAGUGCUUAUUUCUUGGGAGGAUAUGCAGAGGAAGGGAGAGGUAUGAAGGGUCAGUCCAAAGCGAUUGUUGCAGCUGCGAAAUCUUGGGCUCUCGGAGUUCCGCUUGGGAUAGUCAUUAGGUCAACCUCAUCUGGUCACGUCCCGGCUUAUAGCUUUAUCUUGGUGACAAUGGGAAGCACCGCUGUUUUACUUAUCGGUUGGAGAGCAUUGUUGUUCAGUGUUCUUCCUUCUGAGUCCAAGAAGAAAGACGAUACUUAUCGAAAAGGCAGCGCGUUCGAACUAUUCGAGUUGCUUACUUCAUUGAUUAGACGAUGGUGA